Coregonus sp. 'balchen' is the source of this 12178-nucleotide messenger RNA. NCBI's taxonomy places the organism in Eukaryota, Metazoa, Chordata, Actinopteri, Salmoniformes, Salmonidae. The record is from the annotation of a GenBank genome assembly.
AUGGCGACUGCUGCGUGCGGUCGUCAGUGUAAAACAGACAGUAAUCCUGCCAAAUCACACAAAGAACACCUCCGAAAAGGUAAAGACUCACAACGGAGACAGGCGGCUCUUUCUUUUCUGAACAACAUAUCUCUAGACGGACGGCCUUUAUAUCAUCUCAGCAAUGGAAACCUCGGUCAAAGGGACGCAGCCGAGCUCGGAAGUCGAGACGCCGCUGGGGCACAUACGACUGGACACCCUCAAAUUUCACCGAGUACCUACGGAACCUUCCCCCAUGUAUCACCUUACUUGGCCGGUGGCGCUGCUACUACUGUGGCGGGGAUCUGGGGACUGAGCCCAGUCCCUCCUAAUUUGGAUAUGUCUACAGACACUGGCUCAAGUGCUGCUGUGGGGUGCAGUGAGGUGUUUUUUGAGGGUGUAGACUCCAUGGUACCCCCAGAUACUCCCCUGUCCCCCACUUCUGGACCUCAGACCUUCAAUCCAAUUGCCAAAUCGCCAUCUGUGCUCCAGACUCUGAAUUCCGUGCCGGGGGAUACACGUCAAAGGUGGGACAUAUUAGCUACUCAAUUUUUAUUAGGGUGGGAAACAAUCAGGGAUCUGUCAUGAUGACCAGCAGUCGGGUCUGUAGGUGUAACUCACUGCUUUUGUAUUCAUUGUAAGCAACAUUGGCUGUUUCAACGUUUGACAGAAUAGGCCUGAUUUAUAAAGGUGUUCUUACUUCCGCAUAUUUCCAACAGGUAGUUUCAUUAUAGAAAUCAAUGGUUAUUCAAAUGGUCACAGUCUACCAGACCUACCUUCGAAAUUGUAGUUGUUGUUUUUUAAAAUCAGCGUUUUUCUCAAGGCAAUAAUAUUAUGAUUAUAUAUUUUUAUAUUAUCAGCUGCCCCAUUUGAGAAAAUCGUAUCUGCCUGUCAAGGUCCGAUAAAAAACGUUGCAGGCAGCUACAAGUGCUGCACAAUAUAUCACUAAAUAAAACUAAGUGCUCAUACAAUUAUCUGAUAUAGUUUUUCCAUAUUUUGUUUAUUGGUUUGCUUAUUUUAACAACAUUAUCUGCUGUGGUUUGUGUAAGUAAACAUUAAAAUCAUUGUCAGAUCUUGUCCUGUGUUUUCAUCUCUCCCUUCCCCACCCCACAUAUAUUUUUCUGUCUUUCUCUCCCGCUCCUUCUCUCUGAUCAUCUUUAGAAAAACCAGACAAUUACUUAAGCUCCCUCUCACCUAAGAUUGUAAUUUUGGCUUUGUUAUUCAAAUAUGUGGUGUAAAGAAAUCUACAAGGUCUUCCUUCAUUUAUUAUUUCAAGAACAUUGUUAAUUCCCCUCAUGCACAGAAUUGGUCUACCUCCAUAUUCUAAAACUCACUGAGAAAUGAUAUGGUACUGCUUGCUAUCUGUUGGUCCAGACAUUAGACAUUUACUAAUGUUGACGUUUUAAUUGACACAUCUUUUUGGGUUCUCCAUUUUGUCUUAGAUCACGGAAUCAUUUGGGCUCUCCAGGACCCGCAAGGGUGGCCAAGAAGGUCCACUUUAUCAAGAGUAUGAGGCAGUACGACACAAGAGGCAGCAGGUGAGUUAAAGUAGUAGAUGAGAGUGUAGGAGAUGUUGCGCAAACCAUGUAUUCUAAUGAAAUUAACAACCAAAACAUAACACUUUCUUCUGUAGGCUCAAUAAGUGGGAUCGAGAAAGGCAUUCUAAAUGGCAUUUAAGUCAACUCCAUGACAUACAGUAAAUUAGUUAAAUUGAAUUGAUAAUUGUACCGUCUAUAGAAAAGAGGGAAGAAGAUUGCGAAGGCCUUAAGAGUUUUCCAUGAAGUAGUUUUACAGCCAGUUCUAUACUAAGCCCGUGCAAUGCAAACACAUACGUUUGGCUUUUAACUAAGAGACCUGCUGGAACUAAGAUCGCUCACUUAGCUAGCCCCCUAAACGAGUAACAGCAGGACUGGGUGAAUUGCAACAGUGAAUUUAACCACCCUUGGAAACAAAUCAAAACACCAAAGAGGUGUCCUGUGGAAAUAUAACCCUCUCUGGCAAUAACAGUAAAACACCCCUUAUGUAAGAUGGGACUGAAAUAUCACGCUCAGGCUGCACCCAGACUAUUCGCUCUCUGUUGAACUUUGUCUCUUCCUCAAUGUGUUUUCAUGAGCUAUAGCUACAGCCUAAUGUUAGGUUGUCUUUAGAAAAAAAAGUUUCCCUGGAGACAUAAACAUAAGACAUGCAUUUUUGUAAUCUUAUCUGUUUCAACAAGGCAAACACCGUUUUAGAACCCCUCUCAUUUCACCCUACCUGAACAUUACUUAAUCAUAGACAAUAUCAUGUCCAUAGUAUCCUGUGUGUCAUGUGUCCAAAAUGCGAAUACAGUAUCACAUGUUGCUGACGUGUUGUAACAUCGUUUAGCAAUAACCAGAGCCAUGUAUUUAGAGAGUUGGGUUUCUGCAUUAUGUGACCAUUUACAUGGCACUGCAGCCAUGUUAGCACCCCAUUAAUAUUUACAUGCGGAAAUAAACACUGUGUACAAAACAUUAGGAACACCUUCCUAAUAUUGAGUUGCACCCACUCUUGCCCUCAGAACAGCCUCAAUUCGUCACGGCAUGGACUCUAGAAGGUGUGUGUCGAAAGCGUUCCACAGGGAUGCUGGCCCAUGUUGACUUCAAUGCCUCCCACAGUUGUCAAGUUGUCUGGAUGUCCAUUGGGUGGUGGACCAUUCUUUAUACACACAGGAAACUGUUGAGCGUGAAAGAUCCAGCAGCGUUGCAGUUCUUGACACACUCAAACCGGUGCGCCUGGCACCUACUACCAUACCCCGUUCAAAGGCACUUCAAUAUUUUGUCUUGCCCAUUCACCCUCUGAAUGGCACACAUACACAAUCCAUGUCUUAAUUGUAUCAAGGCUUACAAAUCCUUUAACCUGUCUCCUCCCUUUCACCUACACUGAUUUGAUGUGGAUUUAACAAGUGACAUCAAUAAGGGAGCAUAGACUGACCAGGUGAAAGCUAUGUUAUGGAACAAGCAGGUGUUCCUAAUGUUUUGUACACAGUGUAAUGUCUAAAAUGAGCAUUAUAGUGCAUUUACAUGACACUUCAAAAUUCUAUGGCAGCCAUGUUAGUGCCCCAUUAACAUUACAUGGGAAAUAUUUAAAUAAUGCUAUGUAACUGAAUGUCUAGACUUGGAACAAUAUUAACAAUUCUAAACGUUGGCCCAACUCUCUAAUAUAUGGCUCUGGCAAUAACCAGUUACACAACAAUUCUGGCUUUGCUUAUGAACUUGUAUUUAGGCUAUACAGAGCAUUGAAGUAACUGUGUAAAACCACUGGAGAGGAUGAGAAGGGGAUUUAAAAGGUUUCUGUAUUUCCCCCAAGGUGAGAUAAACAUCUCUUAUCCAAGGUCUGGCCCCAGCUUUAGCUGCAAGGCUGAGAUCCCAAAGGAGAGGCUGCUGGGCUGGCUGAGGUUGUAUGUUAUUGACUGGUGUGUUGUGAAGACUGGCGCCUUUAGCGGUUGUGUGUAGAUUUAGCUUGUCUAUAGAUAGGCCUAAGUGCUAUGGCUGGCUGUUUACAGUUGCUUUGAGCUACUCAGUCGUUUUUAAGCUGUUAGCAGAUUUAUACUGCAUUGGUUGUGUAUGAACUUUGUGUAGUUUGUAGUUUCUCACAAAAAAAAAUUUCUCUAGUGCUGCUGUUGACUGGCUGAAGUAGCUUUGUUGGCUGACGCUGUUGUUUACAGUAUACCAUGUUUUUGUCCUGGUAAUGUACAUUACAUUUGACAUUUUAGUAAUUUAGCAGAUGCUGUUAUCCGGAGCGACUUACAGUUAGUGCAUUCAUCUUAAGAUAGCGAGGUGGGACAACCACAUAUCACAGUCAUAGUAAGUACAUUUUUCCUCAAAGUACACUACAUGGCUAAAAAUAUGUGGACACCUGGUUGUCGAACAUCUCAUUCCAAAACCAUGGGCAUUAAUAUGGAGUUGGUCCCCCCUUUUGCUGCUAUAACAGCCUCCACUCUUCUGGGAAGGCUUUCCACUAGAUAUUGGAACAUUGCUGCGGGGACUUGCUUCCAUUCAGCCACAAGAGCAUUAGUGAGGUCGGGCACUGAUGUUGGGCGAUUAGGCCUGGCUCGCAGUCGGCGUUCCAAUUCAUCCCAAAGGGGUUCGAUGGGGUUGAGGUCAGGGCUCUGUGCAGGCCAGUCAAGUUCUUCUGCACCGAUCUCGACAGACCAUUUCUGUAUGGACCUCGCUUUGUGCACGGGGGAUUGUCAUGCUGAAACAGGAAAGGGCCUUCCCCAAACUGUUGCCACAAAGUUGGAAGUACAGAAUCGUCUAGAAUGUCAUUGUAUGCUGUAGCGUUAAGAUUUCCCUUCACUGGAACUAAGAGGCCUAGCCCGAACCAUGAAAAACAGCCCCAGACCACUAUUCCUCCUCCACCAAACCUUACAGUUGACACUAUGCAUUCGGGCAGGUAGCAUUCUCCUGGCAUCCGCCAAACCUAGAUUAAUCCGUCGGACUGCCAGAUGGUGAAGCGUGAUUCAUCACUCCAGAGAACUCGUUUCCACUGCUCCACAGUCCAAUGGCAGCGAGCUUUACACCACUCCAGCUGACGCUUGGCAUUGCGCAUGGUGAUCUUUGGCUUGUGUGUGGCUGCUCGUCCAUUGAAACCCAUUACAUGAAGCUCCCGACAAACAGUUCUUGUGCUGACGUUUCUUCCAGAGGCAGUUUGGAACUCUGUAGGGAGUUUUGCAACCGAGGACAGACGACUUUUAUGCGCUACGCACUUCAGCACCCGUUCUGUGAGCUUGUGUGGCCUACCGCUUUGCGGCUGAGCCGUUGUUGCUCCUAGACGUUUCCACUUCAUAAUAAGGAGAGCACUUACAGUUGACCGGGGCAGCUCUAGCAGGGCAGACAUUUGACAAACUAUGACGGUGCCACGUUGAAAGUCACUAAGCUCUUCAGUAAGGCCAUUCUACUGCCAAUGUUUGAAUAUGGAAAUUGCAUGGCGGUGUGCUCGAUUUUAUACACCUGUCAGCAAUGGGUGUGGCUGAAAUAUCAAAAUCCACUAAUUUGAAGGGAUGUCCACAUACUUUAGCUAUCAGCAAAGUCAGUGCUAGUAAGAGGGAAAAGAGUCAAGUAUGAUAUUUCUUUAUUUUUUGGGGAGGUGCUGUGGGAUUAUUUAAGAUGUUUUUGGAAGAUGGUCAGGGACACUGCUGUCCUAGCUUCAUUUACAUUUGAGUAAUUUAGCAGACACUCUUCUCCAGAGCGACUUACAGGAGCAAUUAGGGUUAAGUGUUUUGCUCAAGGGCACAUCAACAGAUUUUUCACCUAGUUGGCUUGGGGAUUCGAACCAGCAACCUUUUGGUUACUGGCCCAAUGCUCUUAACUGCUAGGCUACCUGCCGCCCACAAAAUGCCGCCCUAUUCCCUUUAGUGCACUACUUUUGUCCAGGGCCCAUAGGGCUCUGGUCAACAGUAGUGCACUAUAUAGGCCAAGGAACAGUGUGCCAUUUGCUGACUAGGACUUCAUUCCUUCCCUGAACUCUGGGCUUCCAUGGCCUUCUGCAUCUUCUUAAUCAUCCACCCGGGAACCGUAAAAGGAUUCAAUUCAACUGGGGUCAUUUUCAGGUCAGGACAAUGUUUGUAAUCAUUACUCAGAGACAGGUCCUGGACAUUCUCUUCAAUAAGGAGAUAGGCCAUCUUUUCAUCUGUGGCUCUCAUAUGCUGUCUUUCUGCCAACCAGUGUUUGUCCUGGGUAGCGGCCGCAUACUUGAGGUCAGCAUGUUUGAUGUAAGUCCUUCCUCUGGUGCCACCCAUUCCUAAAGCCUUGUUUGCUCUGGACCCAAGAACAAACGUGCUCCCUUCAUUCACUCUGGAAGGGUCCCAUUUUGGUCCCUCAUGCGUUAUGGACUGAUGUCUUGGGCUUAGGGAUAUUGCUAUAUGUAACAGGCUUGUCAUAGGAACCGACAGGAGCUGUUGUGCGCCCUUUCCGCUUUUUUGGAACAGGGCUGGUCCUUUGACUGGACCUCCAGUUUCGCCUGUUUGACUGGAGGCUCACGCCCAGGACUGAGUGGGAGCUGCCCUCCCUUAGGGGUGGGAGGGCCAAGAGACCAGAGGUAGCAGAACGGAGUACUCUGGUUGGGGUGUAGGGUUUGAGCAGAGCCUGAAAGUAGGGAGGGGCAGUUCCUCUUGCUUCUCCGUAGGCAAGUACCAUGGUCUUGUAGUGGAUGCGAGCUUCUACUGGAAGCCAGUGGAGUGUGCGGAGGAGCUGGGUGACAUGGGAGAAUCUGGGAAAGUUGAACACCAGGCGUGCUGCAGCGUUCUGGACAAGUUGCAGGGAUUUGAUGGCACAAGCGGGGAGCUCAGCCAACAGCAUGUUGCAGUAGUCCAGAUGGGAGAAAACAAGUGUCUGGAUUAGGACCUGCGCCGCUCCCUGUGUGAGGUAGGGUCGUACUCUACAGAUGUUGUAGAGCAUGAACCCGCAGGAGAGCGUCACUGCUUUGAUGUUUGAAGAAACUACAGGGUGUUAUCCAGUGUCACGCCAAGGUUCUUUGCACUCUGGGAGGGGGAUACCAUGGAGUUGUCAACCGUGAUGGAGAGGUCUUGGAGCAGACAGGCCUUCCCCGGGAGGAAGAGCAACUCCAUCUUGUUGAGCUUGAGGUGGUGGGCCGACAUCCAAGCUGAGAUAUCUGCCAGGCACGCAGAGAUGUGUGUCACCACAUGGGUGUCAGAAGGGGGAAAGGAGAAAAGUAGUUGAGUGUCAUCUGCAUAGCCAUGAUAGGAGAGACCAUGUGAGGAUAUGAUGGAGCAGAGUGACUUGGUGUAUAGAGAGAAGAGGAGAGGGCCUAGAACCGAGCCCUGGGGGACACCAGUAGUGAGAGUAUGUGGUGCAGAUACAGAUCCUCUACAUGUCACCUGGUAGGAGUGGCCUGCCAGGUAGGAUGCAAUCCAAUAGUGUGCAGAGCCUGAAAUGCCAAGUCCUGAGAGGGUGGAGAGGAGGAUCUGAUGGUUCAUGGUGUCGAAGGCAGCGGAUAGAUCUAGGAGGAUGAGAACAGAAGGAGAGAGUCAGCUUUGGCAGUGCUGUGAGCCUCCGUGACACAGUGACAUAGAGAUGAGCAGUCUCGGGUUAAGUGACCCGUCUUGAAGCCUGACUGGUUAGGGUCAAGAAGAUCAUUCUGAGCGAGAUUGCGAGAGAGUUGGUCAGAGACAGCACACAAGUUUUUUGGAAAGAAAAGAAGGCAUACAUGUCUGUAGUUUUUUUUUUACAUCAGAGGGGUCAAGUGUUCUUGAGGAGGGGAGCGACUCGGGCCAUUUUGAAGUCUGAGGGGAUGCAGCCAGUGGUCAGGGAUGAGGAACGGGAGAAGGGAGGAUGGGGUCGUGCGGGCAGGUUGUUGGGCGGCCGGAUCUCACUAGUCGCAGGAUUUCAUCUGUAGAAAGAGGUCAAGGCAUAGGGUAGUUCUGUGUGAGUGGGACCAGUGGAUUCAAUAGGCUGAGUGAACGAGGAGUGGAUGUCGUCAACUUUAUUUUCAAAGUGGUUUACAAAGUUGUCCGCAGAGAGGGAGGAGAAGGUGGAAAAGGGUUUCCUAGAGUUACAGAGGAAGAGAAGGUAGAGAAGAAGGAGUGAAAGGAUGAUAGGUCCUCCAGAAGUUUUAGCUCAGCUGCCCGCAGCCCUGUUCUGGAAGCUCGCAAUGAGUCACUCAGCCCUGUUCUGGAAGCUCGCAAUGAGUCACUCAGCCCUGUUCUGGAAGCUCGCAAUGAGUCACUCAGCCCUGUUCUGGAAGCUCGCAAUGAGUCACUCAGCCCUGUUCUGGAAGCUCGCAAUGAGUCACUCAGCCCUGUUCUGGAAGCUCGCAAUGAGUCACUCAGCCCUGUUCUGGAAGCUCGCAAUGAGUCACUCAGCCCUGUUCUGGAAGCUCGCAAUGAGUCACUCAGCCCUGUUCUGUAAGCUCGCAAUGAGUCACUCAGCCCUGUUCUGUAAGCUCGCAAUGAGUCACUCAGCCCUGUUCUGGAAGCUCGCAAUGAGUCACUCAGCCCUGUUCUGGAAGCUCGCAAUGAGUCACUCAGCCCUGUUCUGUAAGCUCGCAAUGAGUCACUCAGCCCUGUUCUGUAAGCUCACAAUGAGUCACUCAGCCCUGUUCUGUAAGCGCGCAAUGAGUCACUCAGCCCUGUUCUGUAAGCGCGCAAUGAGUCACUCAGCCCUGUUCUGUAAGCGCGCAAUGAGUCACUCAGCCCUGUUCUGUAAGCGCGCAAUGAGUCACUCAGCCCUGUUCUGUAAGCGCGCAAUGAGUCACUCAGCCCUGUUCUGUAAGCGCGCAAUGAGUCGCUCAGCCCUGUUCUGUAAGCGCGCAAUGAGUCACUCAGCCCUGUUCCGUAAGCGCGCAAUGAGUCACUCAACCCUGUUCUGUAAGCGCGCAAUGAGUCACUCAACCCUGUUCUGUAAGCUCGCAAUGAGUCACUCAACCCUGUUCUGUAAGCUCGCAAUGAGUCACUCAGCCCUGUUCUGUAAGCUCGCAAUGAGUCACUCAGCCCUGUUCUGUAAGCUCGCAAUGAGUCACUCAGCCCUGUUCUGUAAGCUCGCAAUGAGUCACUCAGCCCUGUUCUGUAAGCUCGCAAUGAGUCACUCAGCCCUGUUCUGUAAGCUCGCAAUGAGUCACUCAGCCCUGUUCUGUAAGCUCGCAAUGAGUCACUCAGCCCUGUUCUGUAAGCUCGCAAUGAGUCACUCAGCCCUGUUCUGUAAGCUCGCAAUGAGUCACUCAGCCCUGUUCUGUAAGCUCGCAAUGAGUCACUCAGCCCUGUUCUGUAAGCUCGCAAUGAGUCACUCAGCCCUGUUCUGUAAGCUCGCAAUGAGUCACUCAGCCCUGUUCUGUAAGCUCGCAAUGAGUCACUCAGCCCUGUUCUGUAAGCUCGCAAUGAGUCACUCAGCCCUGUUCUGUAAGCUCGCAAUGAGUCACUCAGCCCUGUUCUGUAAGCUCGCAAUGAGUCACUCAGCCCUGUUCUGUAAGCUCGCAAUGAGUCACUCAGCCCUGUUCUGUAAGCUCGCAAUGAGUCACUCAGCCCUGUUCUGUAAGCUCGCAAUGAGUCACUCAGCCCUGUUCUGUAAGCUCGCAAUGAGUCACUCAGCCACUGAGCAGGAGGGGAAGGCCGAGCCGGCCGAGAGGAAAGGGGACAGUGCGAGUCAUAGGAUGCGGAAAGGGAGGAGAGUAGGGUCGAAGAGGCAGAAUCAGGAGGGAGAAGGAUUUAGCAGAAGGGAAAGAUGAUAGGAUAGAAGAGGGGAGAGUAGUGGGAGAGAGAGAGCGAAGAUUACAACGGCGCUAGGGUGGGAGGAAAGGGAGACAGAAAACAAACUAGUGAUCAGAGACCUGGAGGGCGGUUGCCGUGAGAUUAGUAGGCGAACAGCCUCUAGUAAAGAUGAGGUCAAGCGUAUUGCCUGCCUUGUAUACUUAUUGUACUAAUAAGUGCAGUACUAAUGCUGUAGUUUAGUAGUGUGUGUGACUGUAGCUGUUGUUUGUGUAGCCUGACACUGUAUGUUUUGUGUGCCUGUACUUGCUAUCUAUGUCCUGCAGGAUUAUGCUGAUUUGUGCCAAGCGGUCUCUAUGUGCUGUUUUCUCAGUGCUGCCCUAUGGAGAAUGUAUUCACCUCAGGUACAAACACACAGCCCCAACCAACUAGAGGUGUCAUGUAUCGCCCUCAGGAAAGGAGUUGUGUUAUAAUGAUCACAGGCUUUAAUGUGGAGCUGCAUGAUGGUGACAUGAGUAGUUUCUCUUCCUGCCCACCCAGUGACCCAAAGCUGGAGGCUCAGAGACAACGGCUGUCCACUGGGGUGGGCUCUGACCUGUUCCCUGGCCUGGAGGGCCUGGGGGUGGAGCUAGGUGCAUAUGGAAAGGUAAGGUUGAACUGGAGAGUGUGAUUACGUACUAUCUGUCUGUGCUUUGUGUUAGUUGACAUGCAUCUUUCCUCGUCAGACGGUAUCGUACGCCCGGUUCCUUUUUCCCACUAAUGCCCUGGUGAGGCCGAAGAGCAGUGGACCACUAGAGCCCAGCACAACACAGACCCCCCUGUCCCGUUACCGAGGCAACAGCCAGAAGAACUACACCAACCCGUCUCGACUCAACAGCACCAUAGGACAGGACCCUAGUACGCUCCACUUCACUAGAAUAGAGGCUUACAUACACUCUCUCUCUUCUCUGGCAAAUUGUUUUUGCAAUCAUUACUGUGUGUGUGUCUUCUCAUUUGAUUUAAUACCCAUUUUUACAGGUAUAGAAGACCUGGCAGACUAUGAUCCCUACCUACUCAGUGACCCUCAGUGGCCUUGCGGGAGACACAAGAGAGUUCUUAUAUUUGCAUCAUAUAUGGUAAGCAUUCAUAUAAAAUGAUACAUGUAACACACACCUCAACACAUGACUUUGUAACUAGACAAUAUAUCACAAGACACACUGACAUUCCAGAAUGCACUGAUUUUGUACAGUAGCACCAUUAUAAACAUAAAACAAUCCAUAUCAUAAAGCAAUUUUAUGACAAGUAAUCUUUACUACACAUAAUACAAAUUACAUCAUAUUAUAAACUGGGUGGUUCGAGCCCUGAAUGCUGAUUGGCUGACAGCCAUGGUAUAUCAGACCGUAUACCACGGAUAUGACAAAACGUUUAUUUUUCCUGCUCUAAUUACGUUGGUAACUAGUUUAUAAUAGCAAUAACGCACCUCGGGGGUUUGUGGUAUAUGGCCUAUACCAUGGCUAAGGGCUGUAUCCAGGCACUCUGCCUUGCGUUGUGCCUAAGAACAGCCCUUAACCAUGGUAUAUUGGUCAUAUACAACACCCCCUGGGCCUUAUUGCUUAAUUAUACCAUGGCAUUGUUGAAUACUCGUUUUUGAUUGGCUUGAAGGGAAUUCUAGAACAUGCAUUAUUUGCCUAUAACGCACAGUAUAAUUAAAUGGCUAUAGUUCUUACAUGUUCUAUGUUGGAGCUGCUUUUGAAAGCAAAAGUCGAAUUGUUUUUCAUAAUAGCAAGCUAGGACUGAUGGUUUGGUUAGCUAAACUACCAAGUCUGUUUGCUUACCAAGGCAACUACUGUCAACUUGCUAGCUACUUCAGUGGAUGUUGAACACAUUUCUACCUGCAAAUGAACACAUUUCUAGCAGUAAAUUAGUUAAAUUAUAGCCAUGGUAUAAAAGGGAUAAUCAACUCGGGGCUCUAUGCGUUCUCUGGAAAAUAAUGCAACUCCGUGGAAGGUCAGUUCCACUCCGCUAGCGCGUCGUAGAACACACAUUCCACGUCGUUCAUUAUUUUCCAGAGAACGCAUAGAGCCCCGAGUUGAUUAUCCCUUACAUGGAAUCUCUAUGAAUAGGAUGAAAGCAAAGUUCUCAUAUUUAUCUUGUUCCCCGUCUUCCAGACGACUGUUAUUGAGUAUGUGAAGCCGUCAGACCUGAAAAAAGACAUGAAUGAGACGUUCAAGGAGAAGUUCCCCCAUAUCAAACUGACCCUCAGCAAGAUAAGAAGGUGCAGACAUGAGCACACAUAAGUCAACACAUUCUUUUUUUAAAUCCACUGUCUAUAUCGAUGUCUGAAACUCCCCUUUGUAUCUUUGUCUCCAAACCAUGCAUUUACAAAUGCAAAUCCUGCAUAUCUGCCUACCAUGCACAACCAUAACCUCCCUCCUGUUUGACAGCCUGAAGCGGGAGAUUCGUGCGGUGGGAGAAGAGUGCAGUCUGCAGCCAGUCACGGUGGCGAUGGCCUUUGUGUACUUUGAGAAACUGGUGCUGCAGGGCCGCCUGAACAAACAGAACAGGAAGCUGGUGUCUGCUGCCUGCGUCCUGCUAGCAGCCAAGAUCAGCAGUGAUCUGAAGAAGCAGGAGGUCCGACAGCUGAUUGACGUGAGUGAAGCAAUUUCUUACAUGUACAUUUUAGUCAUUUAGCAGACUCUCUUAUCCAGAGCAACCUACAAUCAAGUAGCUCUACUAACAUAACAUACAAUAUUAUUCAACCCACCCAUUUGAGCGUGACAUACAUUUUUCUAAGAAUUGAAAAUACCGUACUAUUCAGAUUCUUAGCCAUCUUGUUGCUCCCCCCCUUCCUCUAUGGUAGAGCAGAAGCUGGAGGAACGUUUUCGUAUAAACCGGCGGGAGUUGAUUCCAUUGGAGUUCCCUGUCCUGGUUGCCUUGGAGAUGGGGCUCUACCUCCCUGACAGCAAGGUCAUGCCGCACUACCGCAGGCUGGUGCAGCAGGGCUAG